Carcharodon carcharias (great white shark) is the source of this 2340-nucleotide messenger RNA. Its product is annotated as leucine-rich repeat and fibronectin type-III domain-containing protein 2. The record is from RefSeq and is a predicted model, not a curated record. Gene Ontology annotation, molecular function: protein binding. The transcript has 3 exons. NCBI's taxonomy places the organism in Eukaryota, Metazoa, Chordata, Chondrichthyes, Lamniformes, Lamnidae. The coding region runs from base 64 to 2340 and encodes 758 amino acids. Gene Ontology annotation, cellular component: postsynaptic density membrane; cell surface.
UCGCGCCUAGCUGCCAACUAAGGCUAAAUGCUCCUCUCUGAAGGUACCUCUACAUGAUCUACAAUGGAAAAACUGCUCUGCAGCCUGCUGGUGAUUGGAAUGGCAAUGGCGGUCUAUGCUUGUCCCAAAUACUGCGUGUGUCAAAACCUGUCCGAGUCACUGGGAACCCUCUGCCCCUCCAAGGGCCUUUUGUUUGUCCCACCAAACAUUGAUCGACGAACAGUUGAGCUACGGCUGGGGGGCAAUUUCAUUUUUGCCGUCAACCGGCACGACUUUGCCAAUAUGAGUGGCCUUGUUGAUCUGACUUUGUCCAGGAAUACCAUUGACUACAUCCAGCCCUUUUCGUUUAUAGACCUAGAAAGCCUUCGGUCGUUGCAUCUGGAUGCCAACAGAUUGACAGAGAUCGGCGGUAACGUCUUUCGGGGCCUGUUAAACUUGCAGCACUUGAGCUUAAACAACAAUCAGCUUAACAGAGUGGCAGAAGGAGCACUUGACGAUUUCUUGCUGACUUUAGAAGACUUGGACUUUUCCUAUAACAACCUGGUGAGUCUUCCUUGGGAAGCGCUGAGCAAGAUGGCAAACCUGCACACGCUCAGCUUGGAUCACAAUCUCAUCGAUUACAUACCCGAGGGAACCUUCACCGACCUGCAGAAACUGGCCAGAUUGGACCUCAUCUCCAACAGGCUACAGAAGCUUCCGCCCGACCCCAUCUUUGCAAGGUCUGAGAUGCUGCUCAUGUCCACGACUCCGUACUUCCCGCCAUUAACGCUGAGUCUUGGGGGCAACCCACUCCAUUGCAACUGCGAGCUGCUCUGGCUGCGGCGCCUGAGCCGGGAGGAUGACAUGGAAACCUGUGCCUCGCCAGCUCACCUCAAAGGAAGGUACUUCUGGUACAUCUCAGAGGAAGAGUUUGUGUGCGAGCAGCCGCUAAUCACUCAACACAGCCUCAAGGUUCUUGUCCUGGAAGGGCAAACGGCCACACUGCGAUGUAAAGCUAUUGGGGAUCCGAAGCCCAUCAUCCACUGGGUGGCCCCUGACAACAGGCUUCUGGCCAAUUCCUCGAGGACCAUCAUCUAUGACAAUGGCACCUUGGACAUCCUCAUCACCACCUCGAAGGACUACGGCACCUUCACCUGCAUUGCAGCCAACGCGGCCGGCGAGUCAACAGCCUCGGUCGAGCUGUCCAUCGUCCAGCUCCCUCACCUCAGUAACGGCACGGGCCGGGGUCUGCAGCCUGACUCUCGGCUGUCCGACAUCACCAGCUCCACCAAGUCUCACCGGGGGGAAACGAAGGCCACGCUGGAGAAGAAGGUCACAGUAUCCCAGGUGACAGCCAGCACCGCCUUGGUCAAGUGGUCAGUGGGCAGGUCUGCACCGAAGGUUAAAAUGUAUCAGCUUCAGUACAACAGCUCAUCUGAUGAAGUAUUAGUUUACAGGAUGAUCCCUGCUUCAAAUAAAGCCUUCGUCGUGAAGAACCUGGUGUCCGGAGCUGGCUAUGACCUUUGUGUCCUGGCGAUAUGGGAUGACACAGCCACCACUCUCACAGCCACCAACGUGGUGGGAUGCAUCCAAUUCAUGACUAGAGAGGAUUACAAUCAGUGUAAAUCCUUCCACAGCCACUUUUUAGGCGGGACCAUGAUCCUGGUGAUCGGGGGCAUUAUUGUCGCCUCGCUGCUGGUCUUCAUCGUCACCCUGAUGCUCAAGUACAAGUUUUGCAAUGGCCAGGAGAAGAUGGCAACUGUCAGUGACGAGUGCUCGCAGACGACAGCGGCGUUCCCCAUUCACAAUGGCAUCCUGCCACAGUUCAACCCCAAGGCGGAGGGACGGGGCGAGCUGUUGGAGUUCAACUGCGGCUCCAUCCACAGCAGCCUUUCCUCAUCCUCGGGCUCGAGCCAGGACUGCUACAGUCUCCACAGUGACAGCAGCACCCUCUCCCGGAAGUGGCGAUCCACAUCCAGGUCCAGGCACAACAUUGACCGCCUUAUGGGGGCCUUCGCCUCCCUCGACCUGAGGUGCCAGCGCAAGGAGGAGGAUUACAACUCCAAAGCGUCCACCUUGGCUCAGUACUCGGACAAGGAGCCCCUGCUGGGCCGCAGCGAGUCCCGGCUCAAUAAGCUCCUCACGCUGCCCAUGGAAGGGAAGACUCGGCGCAGCCACUCGUUCGACAUGGGUGACUUCGCCUCCACCCAGUGCUACAGCUACCCCAAAAGGAUCACCAACAUUUGGACUAAGAGGAGCCUGUCGGUCAACGGCGUGCUCGUCCAGUACGACGAGGACGACCUUGAGAUUACCAAAGGGGUGUAUUCCAGCUCGGACUGGGUGAUGGAGAGCACGGUUUAA